UUGGCCAGCAGUGGAGUGCCAGAACUCCUUGGCUAAGGAAGGAUUCAUAAACGAUCUUUAUCUAGUCAUACGCUGCCAAGGUGGAUAAUAGAAAAUAACAAUAUCGAACGUAACAAGCGAGGUGAUCGAAGGAGUCGAUGAGCGUGAAUUGUGAAAUCAUCAAUCGAUAUUGGGAUGAAAGGGACGGGUGAGCUGCAGUUCAAAAUGGACCUGAUUCGCUCGUUAAAGCAAACUAUGAGAAUCCCGAAGCAUUCAGUUUGUUAUGCGAUUGUGUCGAUUUUUGUGAUCUUGGCCAUGUCUCUUCCGGAAGCGGAUGCUUUGAAAUGUUACUCGGGUGUGAGUGGAUCCAUCUCAGAGGAUUGCCUUUCCAAUACGGGAUGUAUGAAGAGAUUUGAUCAAAAAACCCAACAGACCCUGGAUCGAUCCUGCUUCACACCACCCGUUCCCCCCACCAACUCCACAUGCACCACAGAUCCCAACGGAUUCGGGAUUUGCUACUGCUUCACGGAUUUGUGCAAUGCUGCUCCAACGACGCGUCCAAUCCUCAAUUGGACAAAUGGAUUGGCCGUCACGUGUCUUCUUGUGGUCUCCCAGAUGGUUGUGGUGGUUCAGGCCUUGAUCGCAUAACGAAGGCAAGAGCAUCCCCAUCAAGUCCCUGGAUGACAACAAGCAGAGGAGAACCGCAGAGAUGUCAGAGAUCCUGUUUAAAUAUCAACAUAAAUAACGAAGACGAGCUGUGUGAACUGCUGAUCGAUCCAGAGUGUAGCAAGAGUGCAUCAUGUUUGCGUGAAAGCCUUCCGAGUAUUUAUUUGUUUCGUUCAUGUGCCUCUUUUUGACGUCCACUGUGCCCACAGCAUGCUCGCUUUUGAGGCUGUUUAUCAUCAUGGACUGAGAUACAAAUGAUGUGUUCAUAGCAAAAAUAUAUUAUGAUGACAAA
Messenger RNA from Tigriopus californicus, 937 nucleotides. RefSeq lists its product as uncharacterized. The coding region runs from base 175 to 627 and encodes 150 amino acids. NCBI's taxonomy places the organism in Eukaryota, Metazoa, Arthropoda, Copepoda, Harpacticoida, Harpacticidae. The record is from RefSeq and is a predicted model, not a curated record. The transcript has 3 exons.